Aspergillus melleus is the source of this 1221-nucleotide messenger RNA. Its product is annotated as FAD-dependent oxidoreductase. Bases 1 to 1221 code for a protein of 406 amino acids. Gene Ontology annotation, molecular function: FAD binding. The transcript has a single exon. NCBI's taxonomy places the organism in Eukaryota, Fungi, Ascomycota, Eurotiomycetes, Eurotiales, Aspergillaceae. The record is from RefSeq and is a predicted model, not a curated record.
AUGUCGUCUUUGAAGAUCGCCAUAAUUGGGGCCGGCCCCGCCGGCUGUCUACUCGCACGCAUCCUUCACCUUCACGACAUCAGCGUGACUGUCUUCGAGGCAGAGCCGUCGCUUGACGCUCGCACUCAAGGCGGGACUCUCGACCUGCAUCCCAAAACUGGCAUCGCAGCUUUGAAGGCAGCAAACCUGUACGACGAGUUCGUCAAGCAUGCGCGAUUCGACGGCUCAACACUCACUGUCUCCGACAAAAAAGCUCAACCUUAUUUCCAGCUCCCUCGUAUGUUCGCGUCUAACCCCGAGAUCGAUCGCCUCGAACUUCGACAGCUGCUUCUGCGGUCCCUUCCCGACGGACUGGUACGAUGGAACCACCGUCUUGAACGGGUAGAUGAGCACGAGCACCUACAAUUCGCCCACGGCAUCGAAGAAGGAUACGAUCUGAUCGUUGGCGCUGACGGGGCUUGGAGUCGGGUCCGCGCGGCGAUAACGUCCACAGAACCGGAAUACUCGGGCUUAUCAGGCUUCAAUUUAUCUAUCCCCAAUGCCAAAGAAAACGCCCCUGAGGCAUACGAGCUGGUGAAUCGCGGAUCAUUAUUUGCCUAUUCCGACGGCAAGUCCAUUAUGGGACAGCAAAUGGGCGAUGGAAGUAUCCAGGUGGCAAUGUACUCACGGCAAGAUGAAUCUUGGGCGAAAGGGAUGCGGGCCAAGGAGCCAUCCAGGGAGGAAAUCUGCCGAGAAUACGAAGACUGGGCGCCGGAGCUGUUGGACAUGGUCCGAAAGACAGUGGGCGAUAUGCGGAUCAUGGCAUUGUAUAUGCUUCCCGUGGGAACGGAGUGGGAGUCUCGACGGGGCGUCACUCUUGUCGGUGACGCGGCGCAUCUCAUGACACCAUUUGCCGGCGAAGGGGUCAAUAUCGCGCUAGAAGAUGCAAUGAAACUGGCCGAAGCGAUAAUAAGCACGAGAGACCGGGAUUUGUACGCUCAGCUUGACAGCGUGGUGCGAUAUGAGAAGGAAUUGAUGGAUCGAGGGGGCAAGGCGCAGGCGCUGACACAGAAGCUCAUGGGAUUGAUGUUCUUCACGGAGGGCGCACCGCGAGAAACUAUUCAGGAUUGGAUUAUUGCGCGGGCUUCCUAUGACUGUGAUGCUAGGGUAAGGCCGCUGCUAUACCCAUUUCUAGUUGCGGGAGUAUAUGGGAUUUAUUGUGUUUUCAAAUUGGUUGUCUGA